UGGAGACCGAGAGGAGAGGAGGACGGUGUCUCCUUGUGUCCCACCAUGGUGCUGGGGAAGGUGAAGAGCUUCACAGUCAGCUAUGACUGUCUCAAUGACAGCAAUGUUCCCGUGUUCUCCAGUGGGGACUGCGUCUCAGGGAGGCUGGUCAUCGAGGUCACCGGAGAGAUACGCGUGAAGUCCCUGAAGAUACACGCCAAAGGGUUUGCCAAGGUGCGAUGGACUGAGUCUAGAAACGCUGGAUCCAACACUGCAUACACGCAGAACUACACAGAGGAAGUGGAAUACCUGAACCACAAAGAUGUUCUGAUUGGGCAUGAGAGAGACGACGACAACUCUGAGGAAGGACUCACCACUAUCCAUUCAGGAAGACAUGAGUAUGCAUUCAGCCUGGAGCUUCCACAGACACCUCUGGCUACCUCUUUCGAAGGGAAGCAUGGCAGUGUGCGCUAUUGGGUAAAGGCCGAACUCCACAGGCCAUGGCUCCUGCCCAUGAAGACCAAGAAGGAAUUCACAGUCUUUGAGCACAUUGACAUCAACACUCCAUUAUUGCUGUCACCACAGGCCGGCACGAAAGACAAGACGCUUUGCUGUUGGUUCUGCACCUCAGGUCCUAUUUCCCUAAGUGCCAAAAUAGAAAGGAAGGGAUACACCCCAGGAGAGUCGAUCCAGAUCUUUGCCGAGAUUGAGAACUGCUCAUCCCGCAUGGUGGUACCAAAGGCAGCCAUCUACCAGACCCAGACCUUCUAUGCCAAAGGGAAGAUGAAGGAGGUCAAGCAGCUGGUGGCCAACCUGCGGGGAGAGUCUCUGUCCUCGGGAAAAACGGAGACCUGGAACGGCAAGAUGCUGAAGAUCCCACCUGUCUCCCCCUCCAUCUUGGACUGCAGCAUUAUCAGAGUGGAGUACUCCCUUAUGGUUUACGUGGACAUACCUGGGGCAAUAAACCUGUCCCUGAACCUGCCCCUGGUCAUCGGGACAAUCCCUCUCCACCCCUUCGGCUCCCGUACCUCCAGUGUCAGCAGCCAGUGCAGCAUGAGCUGGCUGGGAAUGGGUCUGCCUGAGAGACCUGAAGCUCCUCCAAGCUAUGCAGAAAUUGUGACAGAAGAGCAGAGGCAGAGCAGUCUGGAUGUCCCAGCGACCCGCGAGGAGCUGGACGGACCUCUCUUCGCCUACAUUCACGAGUUCCGCUUCCAGCCUCCUCCUCUGUACUCUGAGAUCGAUCCUAAUCCAGAUCAUGCCAGACGUACAGAGGAGCACAGGCUCGACGCCUGUCCAUCACGCUGAAGGGUUUUCCUGAAAGUACCCCGACCGACUUGGGGAUCUCUAAAGAAACCUGCUCGCGAGGCUCCGCUUUGUUUAUUUUUCUCCAACAACAAGGUUUACACAACGCUGUUGACAUGAAGAGAAAUACAAAGUGUCCAACCAACCAACAAAGACUUGGACAAAUAACUACAGUUGUCUUGGGUUUGACAAAUAAUUUCCUGCCUUCCCUCAGCGAGAGAAACAGGAGCCACUAGUUUGGGGCAUCGCUUCCUUCCUGCGUCAGCCUGCUGAGGGUGGGAAGCAUACAGAUGAACACAUAUUCAGUCUGUAUGGAAAAGCCCACUGGUGGCGAGAGCCCUGGUGAUGGUAUUGACAAUGACAAUGAAGAAUCAGCAAGGCCCGGCCUGCCAAGCUUCUCUUAAACUCUUGAUUCUUCUGUACUCGUGGCACAUACGGACAUGGCUCCUCACACAAAGGAGGACUGAUCAUGUCCCGGCUUCAGCAGAAUCACCUGAAGAAAACUCGACAGAGAGAAAAAUAAUGUUCUAACCACCACAGUCUGUAUGAAUGAGAGCAUUCAGCAGUCAACAACAGAGCAAAGACUAGGUCCUCCUGCCUCAUUUCGGAGUUUUGUUUUGCACACUUUAUUCUUUACUUGAUUUGUGUUGCUCUUUUUAAUGAGAAUUGAAAAAAUAAUAAUAAUAGGAUGCGCCAGACUAAGAGUAUGAGACUGCAGGCUUAACUUUUAAGACUUUCAUCUGCAUAAAUUUGAGCAACGCUGAGAACAGGAUUUGAUUUUGGAAAAAAGACUGACAAGAACACUGCACUGAAUUUGUUUAAGAUUUUUCUUUUUCUCCUUAUGACAUUUCCUCAGUGACUUAAAACAACUAGACUGGACUUUUUCAACAACUGCAGCACACUCUCUCCAUCUGAAAGCUCUUUAAGAUGUUGCCUCCUCAGCUUGGAUCCAAGUGUGGCUUCCCUCCUCGUUUAGUUCAGUUCUGUUAUUCAGUUUUUGUAUUUAGCUCCAAUCGUAGAAUAGCUUUUAGACUUUCUUGUGCUGAGGUUGCUCUGGAUUCGGACUAGGAGGGUUGCAGACCUGCAUUUGCCGCUCAAAUUGUAGCUAAAGAGAAAAGUGUGAGCCUGUGUGUUAGUGUGUGUGCGUGAAACAGAGAGGGUGGUACAUUGUGGAGGAACUCCCCUCACCCUAAUUACCUGCAGCCCCUCUACUCCUAAUCUCAGGGCAAGCCAGGCUUGCAAAACUGCCCAAAAAGCACUGUCUCAGGUGGUCGUCUCAAUUGCCAAACAGUUGGUAAACAAAGAGAAAAAAUGUUAAAGGUUUUUUGUUUUAAAUUGCACUGUUAACAAUAAUGAUGUUUUUGUUUUUUUUAACUACCAAAACAAGAGAAUAGACCUGCAUAAAAACAAGGCAGCUUUCUGAGAUUAAUCACAUUCCCUUUUUGUCCUGCUGCACUUGCCCAGUUCAUCCAACCAACAGUUAGAUUUUUUUUUACCAGACCAGUGAAGCCAGAACGCAAGCUAUAAAAAAAGUCGGAAAAAGAGGAGUGCUUCUGCAUUAAAGGAGCAAACCCAGCUCAAAUGAAAAGCUGGGGACGUUGCUAAACCUCUGUUUAGACUGGUCAGAACAAGUAGUGGUAGGUUGAAAUGAGUAAUACAUUGGUUUUCUAACUCAUUCAACACAAAAGACCAGCUGUAACAGAGGUUUGACAUAGUCGAGAAGGAAUAAAAUAAAGCAGCACUUUUUUGAUAAGAAAAUGAUAAUUCAUAAAAGCGUUCAGUGGUGAAGGUCUGGAGAAAAAACAUUUGGUACCAACCAUGUUAUUCUAGAGGAUAUUUCAGUUAAGCAGUGUAGUGUAGGACGUUAAUGCAUUAUUUAACUUUUUUUUUUUUUUUUUUGAAGAUUAGUGACUUUUUUAAAGUUUACAUUUUUAAACGUAGCUUACACAAGUUUGUAUGUGUUGUGUGUGUGUGUGUGUGUGUGUGUGUGUGUGUGUGCGCACGCUCUUAAUGAGAUCCAGCUGGCGACUAAAUAUACUGCUUCUGACAGAAAUCGACAAACUGCAGAUUAUUAAAGUGAUCUUAUCUUAGUGGCCUUGACACAGAAAAGACCUGAUCAUGAGUCUUCAUUUUUCAGUGUCUAUGUUAACUUUUUUUUUCCUUUUCUUAUGUUUGUACACAUCUGUAUAUUUUAAACCUUUCCAUGUUUUUUUCAAAAGGACAAAAAGGGAAGAGGAAAAAAAAGUCCUUUUUAGAAGCAAGUGUUACAAGCAAAUUACAUCCUGGACAGGCGUCUCAGUUGUGCUAUUUUUCUUAAACUGAUGGGGGUUGACAAUUUAUUUUUCCAUGUAUUUCUGGGCAUUGAUUUAGUUUGCUUCCAAGCUUAACAAGCAACCUCCGUGACCAGUCUGAUCCCCCUCAGGCCUGGGGAGUGGGCCCGCUGUUGACCAGCACCCUUCCCCCGUCUGACAAACAUUUAGGUAACAUGGGAUAGCAGUCAUGCAGCUUCUUCCACGAUCCUGACAUAUUUGUUUGCAGUUCUUUGUUUGGAUUUUAUCUUAGGGAAAUUGAAUCAAGCUACACAAUAAUGAAUAAGCUUACAUAUUUGUUUCAGGUUGGUCAAUUCCAUAGUCCAUUUGCUUUGGCCGCAGAGUAGUCCAGUGUCAAAACUAAGCUAAACUCCUGACCCAAUAAAGGCAGGAACUAAAAUGUUCAGAGAUUAAGAACCUGGGAAAUGGGAUCUGAAACAUUUUAGAAACUAAGUGCAAUAUCACUCACUGAAUUUUCUUCAUUCUCCAUUUGUAUGUUUUGUUUUUAUCCUUUUUUUUGUCUGUCAAUUGUGACAAUGUAUAGAUAUUCUAUGAAUAUACUAUGUUCUGAAUGGUUUAACCUUAUGUCUAGUUCUUCCUUUUGAUUUGAAUAAACGUUUUGUUCUAAAUUACAA
Molecule: messenger RNA, 4225 nt
Organism: Anoplopoma fimbria (sablefish)
Lineage: Eukaryota; Metazoa; Chordata; Actinopteri; Perciformes; Anoplopomatidae
Gene: arrdc3a
Product: arrestin domain containing 3a
Exons: 9
Coding region: 46-1284 (412 amino acids)
Biological process (GO): protein transport
Cellular component (GO): cytoplasm
Source: RefSeq, a predicted model, not a curated record